GAGGAGGAGGAGGAGGAGGAGAGACGAGGGCAGCGGAGGAGGCGAGGAGCGCCGGGUACCGGGCCGGGGGAGCCGCGGGCUCUCGGGGAAGAGACGGAUGAUGAACAAGCUUUACAUCGGGAACCUGAGCCCCGCCGUCACCGCCGACGACCUCCGGCAGCUCUUCGGGGACAGGAAGCUGCCCCUGGCGGGACAGGUCCUGCUCAAGUCCGGCUACGCCUUCGUGGACUACCCCGACCAGAACUGGGCCAUCCGCGCCAUCGAGACCCUCUCGGGUAAAGUGGAAUUGCAUGGGAAAAUCAUGGAAGUUGAUUACUCAGUCUCUAAAAAGCUCAGGAGCAGAAAAAUUCAGAUCCGAAACAUCCCUCCUCACCUGCAGUGGGAGGUGCUGGAUGGACUUUUGGCUCAGUAUGGGACAGUGGAGAAUGUAGAACAAGUCAACACAGACACAGAAACUGCCGUUGUCAACGUCACAUAUGCAACAAGAGAAGAAGCAAAGAUAGCCAUCGAGAAGCUAAGCGGGCAUCAGUUUGAGAACUACUCCUUCAAGAUUUCCUACAUCCCGGAUGAAGAGGUGAGCUCCCCUACGCCCCCUCAGCGAGCCCAGCGUGGGGACCACUCUUCCCGGGAGCAAGGCCACGCCCCUGGGGGCUCUUCUCAGGCCAGACAGAUUGAUUUCCCGCUGCGGAUCCUGGUCCCCACCCAGUUUGUUGGUGCCAUCAUCGGAAAAGAGGGCUUGACCAUAAAGAACAUCACUAAGCAGACCCAGUCCCGGGUAGACAUCCAUAGAAAGGAGAACUCUGGGGCUGCAGAGAAGCCUGUCACCAUCCAUGCCACCCCAGAGGGGACCUCUGAAGCAUGCCGCAUGAUUCUUGAAAUCAUGCAGAAAGAAGCUGAUGAGACCAAACUAGCUGAAGAGAUUCCUCUGAAAAUCUUGGCCCACAAUGGCUUAGUUGGAAGACUGAUUGGAAAAGAAGGCAGAAAUUUGAAGAAAAUUGAACAUGAGACGGGGACCAAGAUAACAAUCUCAUCCUUGCAGGAUUUGAGCAUAUACAACCCUGAAAGAACCAUCACUGUGAAGGGCACAGUCGAGGCCUGUGCCAAUGCAGAGGUAGAGAUUAUGAAGAAGCUCCGUGAGGCCUUUGAAAAUGAUAUGCUGGCUGUUAAUCAACAAGCCAAUCUGAUCCCGGGGUUGAACCUCAGCGCACUUGGCAUCUUUUCAACAGGACUAUCCGUGCUGCCUCCACCAGCAGGGCCCCGAGGAGCUCCCCCCGCUCCCCCUUACCACCCUUUCGCUACCCACUCCGGAUACUUCUCCAGCUUGUACCCCCCUCACCAGUUUGGCCCGUUCCCGCACCACCACUCCUAUCCAGAGCAGGAGAUUGUGAAUCUCUUCAUCCCAACCCAGGCCGUAGGUGCCAUCAUCGGGAAGAAAGGGGCGCACAUUAAACAGCUGGCUAGAUUUGCUGGGGCCUCCAUCAAGAUUGCCCCAGCGGAAGGCCCAGAUGUCAGCGAAAGGAUGGUCAUCAUCACCGGCCCACCGGAAGCCCAGUUCAAGGCCCAGGGGCGGAUCUUUGGGAAACUGAAAGAAGAAAACUUCUUUAACCCCAAGGAGGAGGUGAAGCUGGAAGCCCACAUCAGAGUGCCCUCUUCUACAGCUGGCCGGGUGAUCGGCAAGGGCGGCAAAACCGUGAAUGAGCUGCAGAACUUAACCAGUGCAGAAGUCAUCGUGCCUCGUGACCAAACGCCAGAUGAAAAUGAGGAAGUGAUCGUCAGAAUCAUUGGGCAUUUCUUUGCUAGCCAGACUGCCCAGCGCAAGAUCAGGGAAAUUGUACAACAGGUCAAGCAGCAGGAGCAGAAAUAUCCUCAGGGAGUCGCCUCACAGCGCAGCAAGUGAGGCUCCCAACAGGCACCAGCAAAACAACGGAUGAAUGUAGCCCUUCCAACACCUGACAGAAUGAGACCAAACACAGCCAGCCAGCUCGGGAGCAAACCAAAGACCAUCCUGAGGAAUGAGAAGUCUGCGGAGGCGCCGGGGACUCUGCAGAGGCCCUGAGAAUCCCCGGGGCCCGGAGGGAGGGGGGGGGUCAGCCCGGUCCCCGGCCGGCCUCCUGCCUCCCCCAGGGCCUCUGCAGGCUUCCCAGCCAUCCACUGCACCAUCCACUCGGAUCUCUCCUUAACUCCCACCACGCUAUCCCUUUUAGUUGAACUAACAUAGGUGAACGUGUUCAAAGCAAAGCGAAAUUCACACCCUUUUCUGUUUGUGGAAAUUGUCUCUGUACAUGUGUGUACAUAUUAGAAGGGGAAAGAUGUUAAGAUAUGUGGCCUGUGGGUUACACAGGGUGCCUGCAGCGUUAAUAUAUUUUAGAAAUAAUAUAUCAAAUAACUCAACUAACUCCAAGUUUUAAUCAAUUAAUUUUUUUUUCCUUUUAAAGAGAAAGCAGGCUUUUCUAGACUUUAAAGAAUAAAGUCGUUCUUUGGGAGGUCUUAAUGGUUUAGUAAGGAGCUUCGAGACCACCCACACAAAAUUCACCCGAGGGAAAUCUCGAAAGGACACUCACGGCAGUUCUGGAUCACCUGUGUAUGUCAACAGAAGGGAUACCGUCUCUCUGAAGAGGAAACUGUCUCUCUUCAUCCCUGUCUAGCUCACACACCCAUUUCUCUUUGCUUCACAGGUUUUAAACUGGUUUUUUGCAUACUGCUAUAUAAUUCUCUGUCUCUCUCUGUUUAUCUCUCCCCUGCCUUCUCUCCCUCCCCUCCUCCUCCAUUCCCAUUCUUUUCAAUUCCCCCAUCCCUCAUCCCUCUGUCUCAAUUCCCAGUAUCUACGCACCCCCCAGGCAAAGCAGUGCUCUGAGUAUCACAUCACACAAAAGGAACAAAAGCGAAACACACAAACCAGCCUCAACUUACACUUGGUUACUCAAAAGAACAAGAGUCAAUGGUACUUGUCCUAGCAUUUUGGAAGAAGAAAACAGGAACCCAUCAAACCAACCAACCAAACAAAGAAAGAUUCCACAAAGAAAGAAUGUAUUUUGUCUUUUUACAUUUUGGUGUAUAAGCCAUCAAUAUUCAGCGAAAUGAUUUCUUUCUUUUAAAAAAAAAAAAUG
Messenger RNA from Canis lupus familiaris (dog), 3107 nucleotides. RefSeq names its product insulin like growth factor 2 mRNA binding protein 2 (gene IGF2BP2). NCBI's taxonomy places the organism in Eukaryota, Metazoa, Chordata, Mammalia, Carnivora, Canidae. Gene Ontology annotation, cellular component: cytosol; nucleus; cytoplasm. Gene Ontology annotation, molecular function: mRNA 3'-UTR binding. The transcript has 16 exons. The coding region runs from base 98 to 1897 and encodes 599 amino acids. The record is from RefSeq and is a predicted model, not a curated record. Gene Ontology annotation, biological process: regulation of gene expression; nervous system development.